Momordica charantia (bitter melon) is the source of this 1392-nucleotide messenger RNA. The record is from RefSeq and is a predicted model, not a curated record. Lineage: Eukaryota; Viridiplantae; Streptophyta; Magnoliopsida; Cucurbitales; Cucurbitaceae.
GAAACCAGAGAAGAAAAUCAAUCCCAAAACCAAAAAUGGAGGCGGAGGCGCCAGCUUUGGUACUGAAGAACGAACACAACCUCAGAAUAUGUUGGACUGAAGGCCAAUCUCAGUCCAUGAGGCGCGUCAAGAGACGGCGGAGAGACCCCACCUCUGCCUCCGCCUCCGCCUCCGCCACCGCCACCGAUCAAACUAACAAGCAGCAGUCAUCCGAUCAAGCUCCGACCACCACUACAAAGCGAAGUUCACGGUUUCGCGGCGUCAGCAGACAUAGAUGGACUGGAAGGUUUGAAGCUCAUUUAUGGGAUAAGCUUUCUUGGAACAUGACACAGAAGAAGAAGGGCAAACAAGUUUAUCUUGGAGCUUAUGAUGAAGAAGAAUCAGCUGCAAGAGCAUAUGAUUUAGCAGCACUCAAGUAUUGGGGUGUAACUACCAUCACUAAUUUUCCUACAUCAGAAUAUGAGAAGGAGAUUGAGAUAAUGCAAACAAUGACAAAAGAGGAGUAUUUGGCCUCUUUAAGAAGAAAGAGCAGUGGCUUCUCAAGAGGUGUAUCUAAAUAUAGGGGAGUUGCAAGGCACCAUCAUAAUGGUAGAUGGGAAGCAAGAAUAGGGAGAGUUUUUGGGAACAAGUACCUCUAUCUUGGAACUUAUAGCACCCAAGAGGACGCUGCUCGAGCUUACGAUAUGGCAGCCAUUGAAUAUCGAGGCAUAAAUGCAGUCACCAACUUCGACUGGAGCAAUUACAUGGCCUGGCUGAAGCCCCCGCCACCACAAGCCACCGCCAACGGCGCCCACACGACAUCGGACCCCCGCAAAGAACUCUGCACCUCUGGCUCCUUCCCGGCAGACGAAACCUCCCUCUUCAAAACUCAUCACUUUGACACAGAUUCCUUCCAUUCCCUUCAGAAGCAAGAGCUUCUUGAGAGCUGCAGCGCCCCUCUCAGUGGUUAUGCCAAAUCUUCUUCUCCGUCAGCUCUCGACCUCCUUCUUCGAUCUUCAUUUUUCAAGAAACUGGUUGAGACCAACUCGAAUCUCUCUGCAGAUGAGGUUGAGAAUGGAGAAGAGGCAAAGACUCGAGUGCAGCUUGACAGCGUCUUUGAUGAGUUCGGAGACGUCUUCUGCGAUAGAAUUGCAGACGUCCCGUUCGCUUGCAGUUCCAACAAAGAUCUGCAAGAAAGUGAGCUUCAUUCGUUCUUCAAUGGUGCAUUUCAUCGCUUCAAAGCAGCCUGAAAGUAUGCUUGAUUUUGUGUGUACUUUGUUAAUAUCAUCAUAUCGAAUACGUAAAUAUGGAAGUAAGAACUCAACUCGAUCUCGACUCGCUCAACUGUUUUCUUCGUAUUUUUGUGGACAUGAGUGAAUCAACUGCUUAACAUUUCUCCCUUUCUCCAUUUGA